Quercus lobata is the source of this 3384-nucleotide messenger RNA. RefSeq names its product monosaccharide-sensing protein 2-like. NCBI's taxonomy places the organism in Eukaryota, Viridiplantae, Streptophyta, Magnoliopsida, Fagales, Fagaceae. Gene Ontology annotation, biological process: transmembrane transport. The record is from RefSeq and is a predicted model, not a curated record. The transcript is spliced from 5 exons. Gene Ontology annotation, cellular component: membrane. Bases 955 to 3174 code for a protein of 739 amino acids. Gene Ontology annotation, molecular function: transmembrane transporter activity.
CUUGCUUAUGGAAAGCUAUAAACUUCUUAUUUUUUGGGCACAUUCAUAUAUCGUUUUUAGUAUUACAGAUAUUCUUGAAUUUGUUCAUAAUGUUUUAUUGUCUGAAAGUACAAAGGUUUUUCUAGUUCUGAGGUCUAAAUGAGUUUGAUGAAUCUGUUUUUGCCAGAAUAGCCCGAUAUUUGUGCGAGUGUUGAUGAGUCAGCACUGGAGUGAGAGUGGGUCAGAGAGCGAAGAGUUGAAUUUGAAGGACUUUGAAGGGUUGUUGGCAAAGCUGCCUAAGUAGUUGUCUUCCUCUUCUUGAAACUUGGAUCUCCAUCUGGGAAAUUAAUAUUUUUCUAUCUAUUAUUACAGCAAUAUCUUUUGUCCCCAUACACAGAUUCCAUUCAAGAACUCAGUUUGUUCACAGAGCUAAUGGUAUUUACAUCUAUUUUUUCCUUAUAUACUAGGAAAGACUAGAGUGGCACAAAGCUGUACUCUUUAACGGUUACUUCUCUUUCUCUCUUUCUUCCAAAUUGCCCCUUUUUCUUCUUAGUCUUGGGGGUAUUCGAAAAUCACUCCAUUUCUCUCUCUCUCUCUCUCUCUUAAGCCUGGCCUAUUUCCAUUUGGUAAGGAAUUAGAUUGAUCUGAAUUUUCGUGUUGUUGAUGUUGAUGGGUGUUCUAGUUUAUUCUUUAUUGUUCUUUAUUGAAUGGUUACUAUUGAUUUGGGAUAUGGGUGUGCUGGCAUUUUAAAUUUAUAGUGAAUUCAUGGUGGUCGUGUACUCUGCUUAUGGCCUUGACUUCUGGGACAUGGGAAUGCAAUCCCAUUGGCUCUCUUGUCGUGAGAAGGGGUUACUGAUGAGUGUAUUAGAUCUGGUUCAGUGUUGGGAAUCGUUGGUUGUUUAAUUUAUGUGAUCUGGGUUUUUAUAUCUGUCACAGGUUAGUCCUAGAUUGGGGAUUUGAUUCAUUGGUGUAAAGAUGAAUGGAGCUGUGCUAGUGGCUGUAGCUGCUGCAAUUGGUAACUUUUUGCAAGGAUGGGAUAAUGCUACAAUUGCUGGGGCUAUUGUUUACAUAACGGACGACCUUGAUUUGCAAACUACCGUAGAAGGGCUUGUGGUGGCUAUGUCGCUUAUUGGAGCCACAGUUAUUACAACAUUCUCAGGACCCGUAUCUGAUUGGCUUGGUCGGCGUCCAAUGCUUAUAAUCUCAUCAGUGCUAUACUUUAUAAGUGGUUUGGUAAUGUUGUGGUCACCCAACGUCUAUGUCCUAUUACUUGCAAGGCUUUUAGAUGGAUUUGGAAUUGGUCUUGCAGUUACUCUUGCCCCGGUGUAUAUAUCUGAGACUGCCCCACCAGAGAUAAGGGGUCGGUUAAAUACUCUUCCACAAUUCACAGGUUCAGGUGGUAUGUUUUUAUCAUAUUGUAUGGUUUUUGGGAUGUCACUGACGACCUCACCCAGCUGGAGGAUGAUGCUUGGAAUUCUUUCCAUUCCCUCUUUCCUAUAUUUUGUACUAGCAGUAUUUUACUUGCCUGAAUCUCCUCGGUGGCUUGUGAGUAAAGGAAAGAUGACUCAGGCAGAAAAGGUUCUCCAGAGAUUGCGUGGCAGAGAAGAUGUUUCAGGUGAGAUGGCUUUGCUGGUUGAAGGUCUUGGACUUGGGGGCGAAACAUCUAUAGAAGAAUACAUAAUAGGCCCUGCUGAUGAACUUGCUGAUGGUCAGGAGCCAACUGCUGAUAAAGACACAGUCAGAUUAUACGGACCUGAAGAAGGCCUCCAAUGGGAUGCCAAACCUGUCACUGGACUGAGUUCACUUGGCCUUGCCUCCCGCCAGGGAAGCAUGGUGAACCAAAGUAUGCCACUCAUGGACCCUCUUGUGACUCUGUUUGGUAGUGUCCAUGAAAACCUCCCUGAGUCAGGAAGUACGCGUAGCAUGCUUUUUCCUAAUUUUGGCAGCAUGUUCAGCACCGCAGAGCCACCGGUUAAAACUGAUCGAUGGGAUGAAGAGAGCCAGCAUAGAGAAGGUGAGGAGUACAUGUCAGAGGCUGGUGGGGAAGACUCUGAUGACAAUCUACAUAGUCCGUUGAUCUCUCGUCAAACAACCAGCUUGGAAAAGGACAUGGUCGCCCCUACUUCCCAUGGCAGUGUACUGAGCAUGAGGCACCACAGCAGUCUCAUGCAAGGAACAGGGGAAACAGUUAGUAGUACAGGUAUUGGUGGUGGCUGGCAGUUGGCAUGGCAAUGGACUGAGAGAGAAGGUGAGGAUGGAAAGAAGGAAGGAGGAUUUAAAAGGAUUUAUUUGCAUCAGGAGGGAGGUCCUGGAACCCGACGCGGGUCCCUAGUUUCACUUCCUGGCGGAGAUGUUCCAGCGGAAGGCGAGUAUAUCCAGGCUGCUGCUCUAGUAAGCCAGCCUGCUCUUUAUACCAAGGAGCUUAUGGAGCAGCAUCCAGUUGGACCAGCAAUGGUCCACCCAGCUGAAACUGCUUCAAAAGGACCAAUUUGGGCUGCUCUUCGUCAACCAGGGGUUAAGCGUGCAUUGUUUGUCGGAAUUGGAAUUCAGUUACUUCAGCAGUUUUCUGGAAUAAAUGGGGUUCUCUACUACACUCCUCAAAUUCUAGAAGAUGCAGGUGUCGAAGUACUUCUUGCAGACUUGGGCCUUACUUCAGAGUCUGCAUCGUUCCUUAUUAGUGCAUUCACAACCUUGUUGAUGCUUCCUUGUAUUAUUUUAGGCAUGAGGCUCAUGGAUUCUGCUGGCAGAAGGAAGCUAUUACUCACUACAAUUCCAGUGCUGGUAGUGUCGCUCAUCAUUCUAGUAUUUUCCCAACUUGUCACAAUAAGCACUGUUGUUAAUGCAGCACUCUCCACCGCUUGUGUUGUGAUCUAUUUCUGCGUCUUUGUCACGGCCUAUGGGCCAAUUCCUAAUAUACUCUGCUCUGAGAUCUUCCCUACAAGAGUUCGAGGCCUCUGCAUUGCUAUUUGUGCCCUGGUGUACUGGAUUUCAGACAUCAUAGUCACUUACACAUUGCCAGUACUGCUUGAAGUAAUUGGCCUUGGUGGUAUCUUUGGCAUUUACGCUGUUGUGUGUGUCAUCUCCUGGAUAUUCAUCUAUUUAAAGGUUCCAGAAACAAAAGGCAUGCCCCUCGAGGUCAUUACUGAGAUGUUUGCUGUUGGUGCUAGCCAAGCUGCUGCUGCGAAGAGCAAGUGAUUGAAUUCUUUCAACAGAUUUAGCCACUUUUUGGCUGUAUCAGCUGCUGAAGAUGUCAUCAAUCUUCCGUUUGGAAAUUUUUGCUUCUUGUGGUUGCAUUAUGAAUGAAAAUAUUCUUCUAAUUCAAACUCGUUGAAAAAAUUUUGCCUUAUAGCAUGAUUAUUUAUUGGAGACUUCUAAUAAAGAGCAUAGCUGAUAUAGUUUGAUGUC